Molecule: messenger RNA, 1651 nt
Organism: Eubalaena glacialis (North Atlantic right whale)
Lineage: Eukaryota; Metazoa; Chordata; Mammalia; Artiodactyla; Balaenidae
Gene: ZNF414
Product: zinc finger protein 414
Exons: 8
Coding region: 111-1244 (377 amino acids)
Source: RefSeq, a predicted model, not a curated record
GCGAAAAAUGGCGCUGACGUGAGCGUGAGCCCGCGGCCACCGAAGGAGUCGCCGCAGCCUUAGCUGGAGCCGCCGGAGUCGCGGGAACAAGAGGCCGAACCAGGCCGAGGAUGGAGGAGGAAACCUCGGGUCCCAGCCCGGACAUGCCGGCCACUGCAGAGCCCAGCUCCAGUGAGACCGACAAGGAGGUGUCCCCAGUUGUGGCUGCUGUAGCCACCUCCUCUUCCAUGGGGGAGGAGCCAGGCUCUGACCAGGCAGCCACACCCCCAAUGUGGGAACGUGGAGGGCUUGGAGGGACCCAGCAGGGUGCCUCCCCAGCCCCAGACAGUGGCCAUGCUGGCCCUGGACCCGGCCUUGGCCUGACCAGCACUGUCUCCGGAACCAGUGAGGACCUGCGGCCUCCCAGACGACGCCCACCACCAGGGAAGCAGAUACCCUGCUCCAGCCCUGGCUGCUGCCUCAGUUUCCCCAGCGUUCGAGACUUGGCACAGCAUCUGCGUACCCACUGCCCACCCACACAGUCCCUGGAAGGCAAGCUCUUCCGCUGUUCCGCCCUGAGCUGCACCGAGACUUUCCCCAACAUGCAGGAACUGGUGGCACACGGCAAGCUGCACUACAAACCCAAUCGCUACUUCAAGUGUGAGAACUGCCUCCUGCGCUUCCGCACGCACCGCUCCCUCUUCAAGCACCUGCAUGUUUGCGCCGAGCAUGCGCAGAGCCCAGCCCCGCCGCCACCCCCCGCCCUCGACAAGGAGCCACCAGCGCCCGAGCGCCCCCCAGAGUCCGACCCUGCGUCGGCGCCUGGGCUACAGUUCCCGCUGCUCGAGCCGUUCACGACCCCUGCCCCUGCCCCCACCGGGCCCUUCCUGCCCUACUUGAACCCCGCGCCUUUUGGCCUAAGCCCCCCACGCCCGCGCCCCUUUCUGGCCGCCGCUCCCGGGCCGCCCGCCUCCAGCGCCGCAGUCUGGAAAAAGAGCCAAGGUGCCGGCGGCAGCCCGCGAAGACCCCAGGGCGGCUCCGAUACGCCCGCAGGUGCGUGCAGGGCACGCGGCCCCGAGCCGCAUUGUGUGGGAGCACACGCGCGGUCGCUACUCGUGCAUGCAGUGCGCCUUCUCCACGGCCUCGCGGCCCGCCAUGACCCUACACCUGGAGGACCACCGCCCCAUCGCCCCCGCGGCCCCGUCGCACGGGCAGCCGCGCCCCGACGCGCCGGCGGCGCAGCUGCUGUGACUCCUCGAAGUUGAACAGCUCCAAGUUCUGAAGGCCCUUCAGCUUCUCCUGGGAAGGGCAACAGGGAGAUCUGGGCACCCUUUGGACGUGUCCCACCUGGACCCAGGAGCCGGCCUGCCUGCCUGCCUGCCCCACUGCCCUCAGCCUCACAAGGGGCUUCAGGGCUCCAGUGUCCUUGAUGGGGUUGCAGCUGAGUCACAGGUGGCUCAGGCCAGGCGUCCACUCCGCCAGCACCUCCAGGCCCCCACUGAAGCGGCUGUCACUCAGCACCCGCUGUAGGGCCAGACGGGCCGUCAGGGAACCCUGGGGCUCAGUCCCCCUGUGAGCUCCCCUCCCCCUUCUCAGCCAGAAGCCUUGGAACCACAGCUGGGUGAUCCUGGGGAAGACUCAACCUCUCUGCAUCUCACUUUCUCACUCCUUA